ACUCGAUUUUCAAACGUCACGACGUAAGCCUCGCGGAAAAUGUUUUGCUUUCACGCCACGCGCUCCCGGUCGUCGCCUCCUGAUAGAGGAUGCCGCUUUUGACUAUUUUUUGGGAAUCCCAAACAUAAAUAUAAAUAUCACAAUUCUGAAUUGAAGACAAUUUGCGGUGACAUUAUGCAAAUAAUAGUGAUUGUUUUUAGUGUUUGAAUUGAUAAGAUUUAUCUCUGUGAUCUUAUUGUAAUACAUCUAUAAGUGAAAUUUCAAAUAAUAAUUAGUUAUCUUGCUAAGUUGGAAAAUAGGUGUAAAUACUUAUCUAGUUUUUGUGAUAAUAUGAUAGUGUAGUUGGAAUACAAGAUAAGAAAAUCAUCAGGAAUGGAGAAACAACAAAGAUUACUUUUAACUUCUUUUUUGUUUAUAUUUUGCACAGGAGCUGUAGUAUCCAAUAUGGAUGAGGAUAUUUUAAACAAUAGUGUCAGCAUAUAUCCUUACUUUGAACUGAAUGUACCACGAAAUGUGACUACCACCGUUGGACAAACUGCUUUUCUACACUGCAGAGUUGAACAGCUUGGGGACAAAGCGGUUUCAUGGAUCCGAAAACGGGAUCUUCACAUUCUAACAGCUGGAAUCUUAACUUACACUUCAGAUCAACGGUUUCAAGUUAUACGACCGGAUAAAUCUGAUAAUUGGACAUUGCAGAUUAAAUUUCCUCAAAUUAGGGAUUCUGGAAUCUAUGAAUGUCAAGUUAACACAGAACCAAAAAUGUCGUUACCUUUCAGGCUGAACGUAUUAGAAGCUAAAGCUCGCAUUUUCGGACCAACCGACUUACACGUCAAAGCCGGAAGCUCCAUCACACUCACCUGCCUCAUCAGCCAGGGCCCACAUGAUCUGGGAACGGUGUUUUGGUACAAAGGCAAGAACAUCCUAGAAACGGCGGCUUCGUCUCAUACUCAGACAAGUGAUGGCUUAGAUUACACGAGUAGGCUCACUAUUGAGAAUCAGUGGUCGGAUGGUCUUUCAUCUAAGCUGCAUAUUUCUAAUGCUCACAUUUCAGAUUCUGGAAAUUAUUCUUGUGUACCCACAAUUGCAGGAUCGACUAGUGUUAACGUGCACGUUAUUAAUGGUGAACAUCCAGCAGCUAUGCAACACGGCAACAAGAACACCGCCUCUCUGUCUCUCUCUAUUCAAGGCACGAUUGUAAAUAGUUUAUUUGUCAUUGUAAUGAAACAAAUCAGAUGAAAUUCCUUGUAAAUACGAUUCUAUCAUUUGUCAACCCUCAUUUCCAAAAAAAAAAAUCCUCUAAUCUUCAUCACAAACCCACAUAUAAUUAUCUUCUAUUAAUAUUCCCAAAUAUGUCUCUAUCUUAGCAAAAGUACCAACCAAAUGAACUUUUCCAAUCUUGUACCGAAUGUUAACAUAUCUUUGAGUUAUAAAUUGAUGAUUACACAUUAAAAUCAGUUCUAUAUGUUGAUGAUUCGCAGACAGGGGCCCAUAUUUGAAUUUAUCUUAUUAUUAUAGGGAUAAUAAUAGGUGCACAACAAAAAUUUGAUAUUUUUUUUAUAAAUUUAACAAUUUAUUUAAAAUUUGUACUGCUAUAGAAUAGAUAGUUGAAUACCUUUUGGCUCCAUCUUCGAAAACCGACUCUGAAGACAUCUGAUUCCUUGGAGGCUAUAUAUAAAUUAGCUACGAAUGGAUUUGUUGGAAGAUCGAGUCUCUAGAGAGGUUAACAGAUCUUGUAAAUUUACAUAUCUCAGUAUAAUAGAGCUUGUACAUUUAAUUUCCAAAAGACAAAAAGUACUGAAUACAUUCAAAAUAUUACAGAGCUUAAAUGCAAAUAUUGUUAUAAAAAAGAAUCACAAGCCCUAAAUAAAAAGUGAACCAGGCAGACUCUAUUACCUUUUAUGUAGGUUCCUGCUACUUAAAUGAAAUCCAAAUUCACUUGAGAUCACAUUCUACAGAAUGCAGAUGAUAUUCAUACUGUAAUCUAACCACCAAACAGUAAACAUUCUUGCUUAGGUAGAUAAUAUUUGUUAUUUUAAUCUUAUUUAAUGUUAAUUUUAUAAUUGGAACCAUAAAAUACAUGUGUAGUAGAUACUCUCGCCUUCUCUACUUUCGAUUGCUACUGUUUACCAGUCAGUCAUUGAAAACCACACUCCUUCGAUCUUUUGGAACUAUGCAAACAAUUUCUUUAGGGUCCCCCUUUUCCUAUUGUCCAUACCCUAUUGUUUUUGCUCUAUACUUAACAACUACCUCGCUUUUCUGAGCUUCUACAAAAGUUUUUAUCUUGGUUUCAAUAUCUUCUACUUCUAUCUAGGUUUUAGUGUUUUGUCAGUAUACAAUACUUUGUUGAUUAUUUAUUUUUUUUGUAUAUAUUCUCUAUAGUUUUCAAUUCUCCAUUAUUAUUGUUAAAAUCUGGUUUACCUUCCAUGAAUGUGGAUGGGACAAAUUUAAGCUAAUUGACUUUGGAUACAUAUGUUUAAGGUUUAGUUAUUGGCUUUGCCCUGAACAUAUUUAGUUACUCGUAUAAAAAAAGCUGAAAACAUGUAUAUUUGUGACGAUUUUAUGAAAAAUAUGAGUGUAACCUCCUGAUAUUACAGUUAUUGAAAAAUUAUGUACUAUUAUUUUUUUAUAUAGUGUAUGCUUAUUAAAAACUAUGUAAGAUUGAAAAAUUGGAACAAUAAUGUUAAAAAUGUUAAUUAUCUUUAGAUGUUUCUCAAAAAUGGCCCUAGUCUGUUAUGAUUACCUAAUAAAACUAAUGUUCCUGAUCAUUAGUGAGAAAUUUUCUCUGCAUUGGAAAUGUAAUAUAUAUAUUUCCAAAAAAAGUUACAGAAAUUCAUUAGUAAAUGUUCGAGUGUGGCAGUAAUUCAAUUAUCAAUCAUAUAACUUGCAUUAAUUCUCAUCAUUAACUCAUUUUUUAUUAGUUCAGCUGUUCUAAGACAUUAUACUAUAUUAUUUCAUUGAAAAUGUUUUACACAUUAAUGUCUUUGCCAUGUUUCUAAUACUGUUUCAAUAUGUUCUCAUGGUUAUAAAAUUGAAAUAAAGUUAGAAUUUCUUUCAAAUAUAUGCUAAUAACAGUGGUUAUAUAAUUGGAGAAUAAAUAUGUUUUAUUAGCUAUGGACUGUCAUUUUUUUUAUUUAUCCAACAUGAUAAUAGAUAUGAUCAGGAAAAUAAUAAUUUCUUGUAUAGUAUAAUUUGUUUAUAAACUGCCUGCAAAUAAUCACAAUUGAUUUUUCCUAACAAGACAGUAUAAGAAUAUUUACAAAGUAAAAUUUUGUUAUUUUCAUUCACUGAAUUAGGUUAUUUUUCUGUAAUAAAAUUAUUAUUCCGGUUGAUAAUCAUCAUAAUGUAGAUAUGAUUUAUAGACUCAACUUUUUGUAUAAAUAAAUAUUUAAUGUUU
Molecule: messenger RNA, 3394 nt
Organism: Diorhabda sublineata
Lineage: Eukaryota; Metazoa; Arthropoda; Insecta; Coleoptera; Chrysomelidae
Product: zwei Ig domain protein zig-8-like
Exons: 6
Coding region: 373-1236 (287 amino acids)
Biological process (GO): synapse organization
Cellular component (GO): neuron projection membrane
Source: RefSeq, a predicted model, not a curated record